Molecule: messenger RNA, 878 nt
Organism: Nanorana parkeri
Lineage: Eukaryota; Metazoa; Chordata; Amphibia; Anura; Dicroglossidae
Product: 3-beta-hydroxysteroid sulfotransferase-like
Exons: 6
Coding region: 1-873 (290 amino acids)
Biological process (GO): sulfation
Cellular component (GO): cytoplasm
Molecular function (GO): sulfotransferase activity
Source: RefSeq, a predicted model, not a curated record
AUGAAAGAUGAGGAAUUGGAAAUAACAGGAAAAUACAUUGAAUUCGAGGGAAUAAAAUUCCCUGAUAAUGUGCACACACAUGAAAGCUUAACCUGGGCAUUCAAAGAGUUUGAAGUACGCGAUGAUGAUGUUUUCAAUGUAACUUAUCCCAAGUCAGGAACCACAUGGCUUCAAGAAAUCCUCAGCCUAAUUUAUAGCAAUGGAGAUCCAACACCAGUGAAAACACAAUUUAGCUGGGACCGUGUUCCUUGGCUUGAACAGCAUAGAGCCAGAAAUAAACUUGAGAACAGACCAUCUCCUCGACUUAUCACAACUCAUGUGCCUAGACAUAUAUUUCCACAGUCAUUCGACAAAAGUAAGGCUAAGGUGAUUUAUACAAUACGCAACCCUAAAGAUGUGUGUGUAUCUCUCUAUUACUUCGCCUUGAUUGCACAGUUUAUGGAAAGCAGGGAAGACUUCCAGGAUUUCAUCUCUCUGUUUCUCAGCAAAAAUACUUUGUUUGGUCGGUGGUUUGAACAUGUGAAAGAAUGGUUAACAAUGAAGGACAAUCCCAACUUCUUGAUUUUGUCUUAUGACAGCAUGAUAAAGGAUCUGAAGAGCAAUGUUGUAAAGAUCUGCAAGUUCCUUGGAAAAGAUCUGGACGAUGCUGCCAUAGAUUCUGUUGUAGAACAUUCAUCCUUUAAAGCUAUGAAAGAGAACAACAUGUCCAACUACAGUGCAGUGCCUAACAAUAUCUUUGACAAGCAAAAAGGGACAUUUCAUAGAAAAGGUAUCUCUGGAGAUCACAUGAAUCACUUUACACCUGCUCAAGAAGAAGAGUUCGAAAGGAUUUACAAGGAGUGCAUGAAAGAAGUUGACCUUACUUUUCUAUAAAAGGA